This is a messenger RNA of Nicotiana tabacum (common tobacco), 2972 nucleotides long. NCBI's taxonomy places the organism in Eukaryota, Viridiplantae, Streptophyta, Magnoliopsida, Solanales, Solanaceae. The record is from RefSeq and is a predicted model, not a curated record.
UGGACUUACGCAUUGGCUUGCCUAGCGGCAUAGUUGCCCAUCAUAGAUUUGGGUCGUGACACCGACGGCCAUCUUUACUGGGAUUGAACGUGCGCCUAUAUGUCAUUGCCGAUCCUUUUAUGCAUUUUCUGUUGUCCAUUGAUAUUUUGCUUCCUACCAGUAUUCCACCUCCAUUAUGUCUCAGCUUGCAGAGUUGCCGCCACUCCAAAACCCUAGCCACCUUCAUUUCUCGGCGGUGCAUUCCAAGUUGUGCUAAUUCCUGCUCAACAUAAAGGAGGACCAUUGUCUAAUGAGACAGGAUGAACAUUGUCUAUCUUAUGAUUUGGGAUAAGGCUAUGCCUCAAUUGAUGUUCUCCCUCUACUUGUGAUUUUGUUUUGAGUUCAAUUCCAACCCUAGAAUGGAUCGCUCAGACACUUCGGGCUUUGUUAGUGGAGGUGGCCUUUUGUUCAUUGGAGAAAGUACAAAGUAAAUUUGUUAGCAAUUUCCUUAUCUUUUUCGAGCACCAGAAGUCUGGUUGUUGUUUCCUUGCAAGUGUGAGUUGUUCUUGUGAAAAAACCUAUGAGUUUCAAGUACAUGGACAAUGUUCGUGUACAGAAAGAUGCUACUUUUGCUUCCAACUUAAAAUCCGCAGCUGUUACAGUUGAAGCUGGAGCUAAUCAUUCAAAUGAUGCUGUCGCAAGGGUUGAUUCUCUUGGGUUGUCCAGUUCUCCUUCCUUUGUAAAUGGAGGCAAGCGGAAACAUGGUAUGCUUGAUGGCUCUAUUAAUGUGAAGCAUAAAGCCUCACUGCUUCUUGGGUUUGGUCAUUCAUUGAGUUCUUGCACCAGCAUAUCAUCAGGGAAAGAAGCCGAGGAGCGGGAAUCUCUCAGUCUAGGUCUCGGUGUUGAACUUCAACUUGGAAGCGGUGCGACAUCCAACAUGGAAAAUGCUCUCUCUGAAACUUCAAAGGAACAAGAACCUACAAAACCAAAACUAGACCUUGAACUAAGUCUUUUAACUGGUCCCGCUGAGUCUCAUACCACUACUCUGAAACAGUGCUCUAGUGCAUAUCAACAUAUGGUGGUAGGUUCAGUCCAAUAAGUAGAUAAUGGAUCAACAUCGUCACAAUGGAAGUCUGGAUCUCUUGUGCCUCUGUUGCAGAUUGCAGAUAUGAACCAUUCUCUGGACCAACUCCACAAUCAUUUUCCUAUUAAUUCAAGCAUCUUUAAAAACACAACAAUAUUUCAAAAGGGUUCAAUUGCUAGUACUUCUGGGGUUGAACAGAAACAGCAGCACAGUAAACGUGCGAGAACAUGUCGGUUUGAAGGAUGUCCAAGGGGAUCAAGAGGUGCUUCAGCCUCUACAUUGCUCAUGGAGGUGGCAGGAGGUGUCAGAGAUUGUGAUGUCAAAAAGGAGCUGAAGGCAAGACGAUAUUCUGUGAGGCACAUGGAGAAGGUAGGCGGUGCCAAUAUCUGGGGUGCACGAAGAGUGCAGAAGGCCGCACUGACUACUGCAUUGGUCACGGUGGUGGCAGACGAUGUAGCCAUGAAGGCUGCACUCGUGCCGCAAGAGGGAGGUCGGGCUUGUGCAUUCGACAUAGGGGUGGGAAAAGGUGUAAGAUGGAAAAUUGUUAUACGAGUGCUGAGGGCGGCACCGGCCUAUGCAUCUCGCAUGGAGGUGGUCGGCGUUGCCAGUAUCUUGCCUGUAAGAAAGGUGCUCAAGGGAGCACAAUGUUUUGUAAAGCCCAUGGUGGCGGCAAAAGGUGUACCAUUUUAGGUUGCACAAAAGGUGUAGAAGGAAGUACUCCAAAGGACAUGGUGGGGUAAGUGGCGAAGUUAGGAAUUUUUUCAAGGGUAUUCAAAUUUAAAAGAAGUAAAAAAAAAUUCCGACAAAGGGUGUUCAAUAUGUGAUAUAUACCUCUAAAACAUAAUAUUUUACCUAUAUACACAUGCAAUUUUUCGACGAAGGGUGGUCAACUAACCACCCUUGUGACCAUGUGGCUUCGCCACUGGUGGGGGUAAAAAAUGUACCCAUGAUGCAUCACCAAGAAUGUGCAUGGGGUACCUUAUUUUGUGUUAGUCAUGGUAGGGGUAAGAGAUGUGUUGUGUCUGGAUGCACCAGAAGUGCAAGAGGUCGUACAUAAUUCUGCGUUCAUCAUGGUGGUGGUAAGAGGUGUAAGUUCACAGUCUCAAAGAGUGCACAAGGAAGCACCGAUUUUUGCAAGGCACAUGGUGGAGGAAGGCGGUGCACUUGGGGACAGUUGGGAUUAGAGUGUGGUGAUCAAGCUGCCAUGGCAUGUGAUAAGUAUGCCAGAGGGAAAUCUGGCCUCUGCGCUGCCCACAGUGCUCAGCUGUUGGAUCAGCAGAGGAAUGGUGGUGUUGUCAGUCCAGCACUUCAAGAACCCCUACGUCGCACAUGUAAACAGGCAAAUGGUAUUACUGGUCGCGAUCCUGAUGGUACAUUGGUCAUAGGCACCGGAGCAACUGCAAUUGGCUCGGUCCGUAAUGGACAUGGAGUGCUAUCCCCAGUGAAUGAAUUGCCAGCAAGCUUUUUACUGAGAAGUGAUUCAUUAGAUCAAUUGUCACUUCCAGAAGACAGAGUUCACGGGGGUAGCUUAAUGGCAAUGCUAGCAGGGGGUGUACAACAGCUGGAACAAGCAACGAGAAUCAAGUGGCUGGUUUUUCGUUUGAGACUGCAAAAACUGAUCCCAUGCCUCAUUGGUGGGUGUAAGAAAACGUUUCUCGUGCAUGGUACUACUAAUUCGCGUUCCUCUGCUUUGAUUAGCAUGGGGAUGUGGUUGUGUUGGAAAAGGAAUUAAGGAAAUAUUAUCUUUAUAUUUGCAACUGGGAAGAAUGUGGUUGCAUCUAUUGUUAGUUGUAUCAAAAGACAUGAGUCGAUGUACUGUAGGUAAUAGGAUGCGCUCAUGUUGCUUUCACGUACUUGUGUAAAUAUGCAUAGUGCACGACAGUGUAAAUGAUUCUUCGUUUUUAUAGUU